Temnothorax curvispinosus is the source of this 1986-nucleotide messenger RNA. It is a transcript of the gene Hmgcl, whose product is annotated as hydroxymethylglutaryl-CoA lyase, mitochondrial. Gene Ontology annotation, molecular function: hydroxymethylglutaryl-CoA lyase activity. NCBI's taxonomy places the organism in Eukaryota, Metazoa, Arthropoda, Insecta, Hymenoptera, Formicidae. The record is from RefSeq and is a predicted model, not a curated record. Gene Ontology annotation, biological process: L-leucine catabolic process; ketone body biosynthetic process. The coding region runs from base 600 to 1604 and encodes 334 amino acids. The transcript has 2 exons.
AGGGGGGACCGUCAAGUACGCUACGUUGUUGAUAUGAGAAGGAUGCGGGAAAUGCAAAUGUGCAACAAGCGCAUUGCAUGCAACGUGCAGAAAACGAAUCUUCUAAUUGGACAGAUCGGAAGUUAUUUGACGGAUGCGAGGUGAAUUCUGCACAAAAGGUGCCGCACGAACUAAGGGCGAUUUCAACCAAAUUUCGAAAAUUAGAAAUUUCUAAUUAUGCGAUUUAUUGUUCUCAAUCUAAUCUUUCUUCUCACGUGUCAAAGAACCGAAACUAAUUCCAUGUUAACGAAAUACUAUUAUCUGCGAUAAUAUGUGUAGUUAAUCAGAAUUUGAUUGAUUACUCCAUAGCCCUAUAAAAAGCGUAAACUUUUAAAAUUCAACAGAUAUAUUUAUAAAAAUACCGAUCUCGGAAUAGAGACAUCUUAUGGUUAUUGGUAGAAUUGGGGAAGUAACUAGAUAAACAAGCUGUUUUUUAAGCCUUUUUAGGUUCGAGCGACUCCACUGUACAGUAAAAUUUGUAAAUACAUAUAUAGUGCGAUAUAUUUUUAAAUAACGCGAUAUUUCAUUUUUAAUCAGUUUCAAUAUAAGUUUUUCUCACAAUGCUAAAAUUACUCUCGAAACGGGCAAUAUUGCCAUCGAGCGUUCAUAAUCUUCGUAAUCACGUCCAAAGAUAUGCGACGAAACAAUCCGGCGAUUUCGUAAAAAUAGUCGAAGUUGGACCACGAGACGGAUUGCAAAAUGAGAGGAAGAUGGUGCCUACUGAAAUCAAGGUUGACUUCAUCAAUCGUCUAUCGGCGACCGGAUUGAGGAGCAUUGAAGUUACGAGUUUCGUGUCUCCGAAAUGGGUCCCUCAGAUGGCCGACAACUCGCGGGUCUUUCAACGAAUUGAGAAGAGAGACGGUAUAUCCUACCCAGUACUGGUACCGAAUCUGAAAGGCUUGGAGAGCGCUGUCGCGGUAGGCGUGAAAGAAAUCGCCGUGUUCGGUGCGGCGUCGGAGGCCUUCUCCAAGGCGAAUACCAAUUGCUCCAUCGAGGAGAGCGUGAGGAAUUUCAAGGUGGUCGUGGAGGAGGCGAAGAAGCACGGCAUCAGGACCCGGGGUUACGUAUCCUGCAUCGUCGGCUGUCCCUACGAAGGCGAGACCAAACCGGCCACUACGGCACAUUUAGCUUCGAUAAUGUUAGACAUCGGAUGCUAUGAAGUUUCUCUGGGCGAUACCGUAGGCGUAGGGUCGCCGAGGAAGAUCAAACGCGUCUUAAACGAGCUGCACCACGUUUCCUCGAGCAACAUGAGUUGUUACGCGCUGCACUGUCACGACACGUACGGCCAGGCUUUGGUAAACAUACAGGCGGGUCUCGAAGAUGGUGUAAGAGUCUUUGACUCUUCGGUCGCUGGACUUGGUGGAUGCCCAUACGCUGCUGGCGCUUCGGGAAACGUCGCCACGGAGGAUCUACUCUACUUCCUACGGGGAGAAGGAUUGGAGACCGGCGUAGACUUUGAUAAAAUAGUGGAGAUUGGUGAUUACAUCAGUAACGAGCUGGGCAGAGCAAAUCAUUCAAAGACUGCGCUGGCUGUACUUGCCAAGAAGAAUCGUCAAAAGUGCUAACCGAUAUUUAAUAUUAUAUUUAAGGAUACUUUCCAGCAAAAAGCAUAUGUAUAGAUAAAAUGUCAUACAUAUAUAUAUUUGACUGUCAAAAUUCGGGACUUUGGAAAUGUUUUAUUCGUUGACAGUGUGACAGUGUCACACAGUGCCUGUCUGAUGUGCUCUUGCUGGAAAGCAUCCCAAAUUUUACAAGACGGAACCAAAGCAUUUUGCAUUCCAAAUAACAACUACCAAACUUAUGUAUAUAUAAUAUGUAUAUAUAGAUUUUAUAAUUACCGACAUUUUUGUAUAUUUGUACAAAUGGGAUUUUAUAUCAAUAUAAUUGUACAUUGGAUCUUUGAAGAAAUAUAAAUGUUACAUGGUAUUGUGACAUAUUUUAAUCUCA